GACAAUCCAGACCACAACAAACUGCCGGUAAGGAUGCGAUCUCUCGUCCUUUGUAUCUCAUUUGCACUCCAGUGCUUCGUUCUGCAAAGCGCAUCAGAGUAUUCUUCAAAAUCCGAGCUGGAAUACGAAUUCGGUGACUAUCGUGGCAAGUUCUGCAUCGACGAUCAAGGUUUUGUUUAUAGCAUCGGAGAGGUUUAUUAUCCGAGCUCUACAGCGUGUCCCUGCACCUGCACAGAGGAUGGACCCGUGUGUGUCAGACCCAAGUGCCCGCGUAUACACCCGAGAUGCUCGCGCAUCACAUACAAGUCCUGCUGUCCCGUGUGUGAAGCGGUCAGCAAAGUUUGCGUGUACGGGGGCAAAACGUACAGAAUGCUGGAAGAAUUUAGGUUGUCACCCUGUGAGCGUUGCCGGUGUGAAGUCAACAGAGAAGUUUACUGCACCAUAUCCGGCUGCCCUGCAUUACAUUGUGUGAACCCUGUAUACGAACCCAACCAUUGCUGUCCUGUGUGCAAAAGUGGGCCAAACUGCUUUGCUGGAAAUCGCGUGAUCUCAGCUGGAGAACGUGUUAAGAUUAAUGAGCGGACGGUGUGUUUCUGCACUUACCAGGAUGGAACGUGGCAGACGCACCCUCACGCUUCCUGUGAGGAGCACCAAGGAGAAGACAAUGAAGCCACUGACUCCGACAACACAUCCAAACAGAUGGAAGAGCAGGAGAAAGAGAAAGAGAGAGUGUUCUCGCCCAGGCUGGAUGCCAUCCCAUGAAGGGAAGUGUGCCUGGCACCAGCUCUCCUGAGAGGCAGGAGGGGUUGCAGAGCACCAUGCAGGUGUCUGUGCCCAGGGUAAACACAACCUGCGCUGGGAUAACUGCCAAUGCUAACCUCUUUAGCCAACCUCACCACCCCCUCCCAUCCUGACCCAGAUCGGCAACCCACUGACAAGCAACAUGCACUAAUGAAAUCUUCCACUAUUAUACAUGGUACACUUGUUGU
Molecule: messenger RNA, 989 nt
Organism: Sinocyclocheilus anshuiensis
Lineage: Eukaryota; Metazoa; Chordata; Actinopteri; Cypriniformes; Cyprinidae
Product: brorin-like
Exons: 3
Coding region: 34-762 (242 amino acids)
Biological process (GO): negative regulation of BMP signaling pathway
Cellular component (GO): AMPA glutamate receptor complex
Molecular function (GO): protein binding
Source: RefSeq, a predicted model, not a curated record